AUGAAGCCGUGGAGUCUUACAGCCUCUGAGGCUCUCGUCGAGAUCCGAUCCGGCAACCUCACUGUAGAGGCAUAUGUCACGUCAAUCCUUGAGCGUCUUCGACAGCGCAACGACGCCGUUCGGGCGUGGGCGUAUCUCGACGAGGACUUUAUCCUUGAGCAGGCCAAAGAGUUGGACAAGGUGCCUGUAGACAAGAGAGGCCCACUGCACGGUUUGCCAAUCGCGGUUAAAGAUGUCAUUUACACCAAAGACAUGCCAACACAGCACAACUCGCCCUUGUACCAGGGAAGUUUCCCCAAAGUCGACGCCGCCUCCGUCAGAAUUCUCCGCCACGCCGGGGCUCUCAUCCUUGGUAAGACAACCACCACCGAAUUCGCCGCCAUCCACAUCGGCCCCGCUACCCGCAACCCGCACGACCCGACCCGCACGCCGGGCGGCUCCUCGGCCGGCUCCGGCGCCGCCGUCAGCGACUUCCAAGUCCCGAUUGCCCUCGGCACGCAGACGGGCGGAUCCACCAUCCGCCCGGCCUCCUUCAACGGCAUCUACGGCUUCAAGCCUACCUGGAACUCCAUCUCGCGCGAGGGCCAGAAGGUCUAUGCCUUGAUCCUAGAUACCCUCGGUCUCUACGCGCGCUGUAUUGACGACCUCGUUCUGCUCGCGGAUGUCUUUGACCUUGAGGAUGAUGAAGAAGAGACCUACCCGUUUCAUGGAGUUGAAGGCGCCCGCUUCGCCAUCUGCAAGACUAGCGUCUGGGGCCACGCCGGCGAGGGCACUCGACAUGCCAUGGCCCGCGCCGCCAUCCUUCUCAAAGCCCACGGCGCCAUUGUUGAAGAGCUCGACCUCGGCACCGACUUUGCUAACAUGGAAGAAUGGUACCGCGUCGUCCUGCAUAGCGAAGGCCGCACGGCGUUCCUGUCCGAGUACCGCGCGGGUAAAGACCAGAUCCACGACGUCCUCGUCAGCCAUGUCGAGAACGUCGACCAGUUCAGCCACAAGACGCAACUUGCUGCAUUCGACGGCAUUGCCGCACUGCGGCCCCGAAUGGACGAGAUUGCAGGGCGAUAUGCAGCCAUCAUCACACCGAGCGUCCCGGACGAGGCGCCGGUGGGCCUCAGGAGCACGGGAAGCCAUGUCUUCUGCAGCAUGUGGACGGCGCUGCACAACCCGGUCAUCAAUGUCCCGGGGUUUCGGGGAGCCAAUGGCAUGCCCAUCGGAGUGUCUCUGGUUGCUCCACGGUAUCGGGACCGACAUCUCUUGAAAGUCAGUAAGGCGGUCGGCAAGAUCUUUGAGGCCGAGGGCGGGUGGAAGCGACAGGCGUAUGAAUAAUGGGCUGACGCGGGAGGUGAAGCCAAAAACAUGAUGCCAGAAGGGAGCGAUAGAGCAAUGACUUAAUGCGGCGUAAUUGAGAGAAUUUGAUAGACAGAAGUGUAGUGCCAGACCUGAGAAAAUAUGUCGUCUUCAAUGACGAUUUAUUGCUAAAGCAGAACACUACUUUGCAGGGUGGUCGCGUUUCCUUGUCGGC
Messenger RNA from Ilyonectria robusta, 1522 nucleotides. Its product is annotated as amidase signature domain-containing protein. Lineage: Eukaryota; Fungi; Ascomycota; Sordariomycetes; Hypocreales; Nectriaceae. The transcript is spliced from 4 exons. The coding region runs from base 1 to 1326 and encodes 441 amino acids. The record is from RefSeq and is a predicted model, not a curated record.